Lathyrus sativus (Indian pea) is the source of this 225-nucleotide messenger RNA. The record is from the annotation of a GenBank genome assembly. Lineage: Eukaryota; Viridiplantae; Streptophyta; Magnoliopsida; Fabales; Fabaceae.
AUGGUGAGGCUUGUUGGUGAGAUGAUUUAUGAAGUAAGGCACAUAAAUGUGACAAGAGAUAUAUUCACAGUUGAUAUCGAGCAAAUGCAGUGCUCUUGUAGGAGUUGGAUGCUCAAUGGAAUUCCAUGUUACCAUGCAAUUACAUGCAUCCAAAGUAAAGUUGAAGACCCUGCAUAUUACAUUCCUCCCAUGUAUAGUAAGGAGAAUUUACCAGGAUUGUUAUAG